This is a messenger RNA of Polyodon spathula (Mississippi paddlefish), 9433 nucleotides long. Its product is annotated as zinc finger protein 40-like. Gene Ontology annotation, cellular component: nucleus. Gene Ontology annotation, molecular function: zinc ion binding; DNA-binding transcription factor activity, RNA polymerase II-specific; RNA polymerase II cis-regulatory region sequence-specific DNA binding. Gene Ontology annotation, biological process: regulation of transcription by RNA polymerase II. Bases 639 to 8843 code for a protein of 2734 amino acids. The transcript is spliced from 10 exons. NCBI's taxonomy places the organism in Eukaryota, Metazoa, Chordata, Actinopteri, Acipenseriformes, Polyodontidae. The record is from RefSeq and is a predicted model, not a curated record.
CCUACUAACUAAAACCAGAGUUUAACCUUACCAAGAGUUGGGCUGUUGGAUUAAGGGAUAUCUGAAUGGGAAAGCCCAGUUGGUAGUGAAGGGACACAUCGUGACCUGACAACAAGGAACCUCCGGGAUAUCCGCCAGUCCUCAAACUAUGUACAAAAGGGAGGUUAGUAAGGGGACCAAGACACACAACUCGCAUCUAUAAUAACGAAUUGUCUUACGUAAUGUUACAAAAAUCGGGAAGACCUGAGUUACGAUUAUUUAUUUACUCCUGUGUGGUUCUUUUUUUUUUUUUUUUUUUUUUUUUAAAUUAAUUAAAAUUUGUAAAAAAGUGUUUGCUUUAAUGAUGUGCGUAUGUCACAAACCACCCUUCUUACGUUUCUGCAGUUAGGAGGCGGGGACGGGACCCCCGUUGACGUCAGUGGGCCUGCCUGUUUCCUGCAAUAGAAAGUAAGAGAAGGUAAAGAAAAAACAGACCUUAAUUACCGUAAACGUUUAUUACAAAAAAACAAACAAAAAAAACCCAAAAAACUGAGAUUUAUUAAACUGAAGUCUCACCGAUGAUUUGAUGUUGUUCAAGAGAGUAAUAGGAGGCUGUCCUCUUCCUUCAUCAAUAAUGUACCAGUGAUCGGAAAUAAAAAAUGCCUCGAACAAAACAGAAUAAUCCUAAAAACCUGAAAGAUAAAAUUGAAGAAGCACAGAAAGAACUUAAAGACCCAAAAGAUGCUGGAAAAGGUAUCUAUGAGCGUGACAGAAGAAUUACAGAAACCAUAAAAGGUGUCAAACGAAAAAAAGUGGUUUCUGAAAAUCAAAUAAAGAAAAUCCCCAAGUCACCUGUAAAGAAACCUCCCCAGUCAAAGAUUUGUACAUCAGCAGCAUCUAAACUUAAAGUAAAGGCAGACACAUCCUCCUGUUCGUUCCCUGACCCAUCAAAUCAUUUACACAGUUCACCUGUACAAAAUGGAGACCUGCAAAAUGAAAAAUCUGCAGUGCAAGAUAUCCUGCAGAAAAAGAGAGUGAAUACAGAGUCCAUUGUGGAAGCAACAGAUUGUGAAAGGCCAAUGCAGGCAGAGACCCCUGUGGUGCAGAAGCAGUCAUUUGAUCUGUGUAUUGGGAAAGUAGAAGACUGUCAAAAUGGUAACAAUUUACAAUGUGUAGUGGCUGAUAAAACACCCAUGUCACAAGAACAGUCAAGUUGCCCGACUGCCACUAAAUCGUUGUCAAAUGAAAACUGGAACUGUAAUCCUGCAGACAGCACUUGCAUUUCAAAUAGUUCCUCCUCUUCAAAUGCUAGUGCUUCACUUGAAGUCUUGUUGAAAGCAAUGGAGCCAGAUCUGAGCUCUUUGACAAAGAAGAAAUCCUAUGCUUGUGGUGCCCAUAUAGGAAAAUCAGGACUAAAUGAUGAGAAACAGCCCACAGGACAAAAGGCUGGAACAUCAGAUAGUAAUUUAAGGGUUCGAAAUAAAUCUUCAAUGUCACAGCCUGAGUUUGUUUCUGAAUCCCAUUAUUAUCCCAGUAUUUUACAGUUAUCUUCAUUAGCAAAAAAUGAGCAAGGACAUGAUCAAAUUGAAUCUCAUUUACAGUAUCGGCAUGCAUCAACUGGGCAACAAAAUUCACAGCAAACUGUUCGGGACUUUGUAAGAUCAAGUGGGCACCAACAUGGUCAAGAAAAACAUUGCCUGCAGCAACAUUACAGUGUGGCAGAAAACUCUUCACUUACUCAUGUUCCUAAUUCUUCAAGCCCUCGGGUUCUUCGCCAGAGCCAGCCAAUGAUUCAUACAUGUCAGUCAGUGUCUGCCAGUGUGCCCAGUUCUAUACAAGUUCCUGUAACACCUGGGCAUAGUCCAACACAACUGGCCACAGUUGUGAAUCAUGGGGCAGAACAGGUUUCCAAUAUCUCUGUUAGGGAACAGAAACCUAAAAAACAAGGAAAAUAUGUUUGUGAAUAUUGCAGCCGGGCUUGUGCUAAACCCAGUGUCCUCCUAAAGCACAUCCGGUCCCACACAGGGGAACGUCCCUAUCCUUGUGUCACAUGUGGAUUUUCUUUUAAGACUAAAAGCAAUUUGUACAAGCACAAAAAAUCCCAUGCCCAUGCUAUCAAGCUAGGCCUGGUCUUGCGUCCAGAUUCUAGCAGUGGGACUCUAUCACAAGAUUCUGACAAAGCACUUAGUAUUCACUCAGAUGUGGAUGAAAGCGGUGAAAGUGAGGAGGAAUGCGCGCCCGACAAAAGACACUUAGAACUGGAAUCAACACAAAGUAGUAUUAUGUCAUUUUCUGAUAACAGUUUUAAAAAAACAACCCCCAUCCCAAUCAGUCAGGUUAAUGAAACCUUGAUUGUUUAUGAGACAGCAGAAUCUGGAGUAGCUCAGAGAUCAUCAGAACCCAAAGUAACUGCUGCUUUGCCAAAAGUGGUAGUUUACCCUGUAAAUGUAUCCCCACUGAGGGCCGACAGUCCAAGAGUGACAGACUCUACCCCCGAGCUAACCACGGCACAGAGGCAAAGGGAAUUCCAAACAGCAAGUUUAAGGUCAAGCUUAUCGGUGAAGUCUUUGUUAAUAGAGGUUGAUAACACAAACCUGCCCCAAGAUGACAUGAGUGAUAUUGAGGAGAGGCACAGUAAAUCUCCUGGAAGUGGGCAUGUACAUUUACAAAGGCAGCAGGCAACAGACUUUUCACAGCAUCAGCAAAGCAAGUGCCUUUUAAGUCCAAGGAGCUUAGGCAGCACAGAUUCGGGUUACUUUUCAAGAUCAGAAAGUGCAGAUCAGACAGUGAGUCCCCCUAGUCCCUUUGUUAAGUUAAUACCUACAGCUGAAAUAGAUGUACAUAAAAACAUCUCUCCUUGUCCAUCUCACACUACCCAAGUCAUGGUAUCAGUAGUGCAGUCAAACUACACAGAGAAGACGUCUGCUCCAUCUGGCCAGAUGCGUCCACCAAUGGAAACAAAGUCACUUGAAGAGAGAAUCUCAAAGUUAAUUUCAGAUAAUGAAGCAGUGGUUGAUGACAAGCAGUUGGAUAGUGUCAAACCAAGAAGGACAUCUCUUUCAAGAAGAGGGAGCAUAGACUCUCCAAAAUCUUAUAUAUUCAAAGACUCUUUCCAGUUUGAUUUAAAACCUAUUGGUAGAAGGACAAGCUCAAGCUCUGAUAUACCAAAGUCCCCUUUCACGCCCACAGAUAAGUCAAAGCCAGUGUUUCUUCUGUCUGUCCCUUCCCAAUAUCCAUCUAUGGACAAUUUGCCAAUAACUAGAAGUAAUUCUAUGCCUACAACACCUGGAUACUCAACUCUUCCCCCUAAUGUAGCACCUCCACCUCAUCUACUGCGAGGUAGUCAGUCAUAUGAUGACAAAAUAGGGUCUGUUUAUGAUGAUGUCUUUGUAUCUGGUCCUCCCACCCCGCUUCAGGCAGUCCAUCCCCGUACACUUGUGAGACAGACAGCUAUUGAGGAUUCUUCAACCAGUGAAGCUCACAGUCUUGCCUCAACACAUUCUGUGGAUGAAAGCUACCAUGGGUCCAGCUUGACCACAGAAAUAAUGCGAAGAAGUAAAUCAUGUGAACAAGGAGUAACUCUAGAGAAGAAUAAAAAAUCACAGCAAGGCAGAGGGACAAUGUAUGAAUGUGAAACUUGCCGAAACCGAUACAGAAAGCUGGAGAACUUUGAAAAUCACAAAAAGUUCUACUGUUCAGAAUUGCAUGGACCAAAAAGCAAAGCUUUAGCUGUGCGAGAGCUGGAGCAGGAUAUGUUGCCACGCUGUACACAGCCCCAAAUUUUUCAUUACAGAGUGAUGCCGGCCACAGGCGUUGUGGAGCAAACACCAUUGAUAAGAAAGAGAAGAAAAAUGAAAAGUGUUGGAGAUGAUGAUGAACCUUCACCAACUGAAAAUAGUGCUCCAUUUAAUUCCAGCUUUGAUUCUCUGUCAACCCAGCUGUCCCAAGAAAUGUGUAGGAGGAUUUUUGGUAAAAAUGCUGCUACCAUGGGAGAAUUACAGCCCACCAAUAUUCCAGGGCAAGGUUCUCAAGUGCAGUUAGUUGCAAGAAGUACAGAGGUUGUAGAUUCAAGAUUGUCUCCCAUCAGAGAAACUUCUAAAGAAAGAGGAGACUUAAAAAGACAGGGCAGUGGUAUAUCUGUGAUUCAGCAUACAAACUCAUUAAGUAGGCCCAGUUCAUUUGAGAAAUCAGAGUCUUUUGAGAACAUUUGUCCUACUAAUUUACAAGACAAGGACAUUCAAAUUAUCACUAAACAACUGUCUAUAACAACAGUGAAUGCUAAUCAGGAGAAAAGCCAACCGACAGCUGUACUUGAAAAGCCCCUGCCUGACCAGCAGAAUGAUGAAAAAGUAGUUCCUGGGAAAAGCACCAUUUCUGUACAUCAAUCAAGACUAGUUCGCCAACACAACAUUCAAGUUCCUGAAAUUCUGGUCACCGAAGAGCCAGACAGAGAGCCGGAAAGCCAAGCAUCAGAACAAGAAAAGCCAUUGGAAACAUUUAACUGGCCCCAGCGUAGUGAAAGUCUGUCUAAACUGCCAACAGAAAAACUCCCUCCAAAAAAAAAAAGAAUUCGGUUAGCUGAAAUGGAAAACUCAUCUGCAGACUCAAGUUUUGAAUCUUCAUUGUCCAGAAGCCUUAGUCGGGAAAGUAGCUUAUCACAUUGCUCUAGCAUAUCUGCUUCUUUUGAUAGGGAUGAGAUGCCAAGAGCCGAGAGUCCUUUGAAGGCAGACUGUAUAGGCAAACCCAUAGAGUUUCGUAGGCUGCCAGUGGCCACCAAUACCUUGGGUGUUCCUGGUUCACACUUAAGAGAAAUGAGAAGGGCUGCGUCUGAGCAAAUCAGUUGCACUCAACCUUCUGUUGAGGUUACCGCAGAAUAUCGCAGCAAGUCCUUUGAUUGUGGAAGCAUUUCACCCACAAGAUCUAUAUCCUCUAUGGAGACAGUUUUGCCAAGGGCUUCUCCAGUAGUGGUAGGAGUUCAAGUGCCUCUUAUAGAAAGGAGAAGAGGGCCUCUUGUUCGGCAGAUGUCUUUAAGUAUUAGUCCUGAAAGCAAACAAUCCCAUGGCAAGCUUCCAAUGUCCUUUAAGCAGGGUCCCACAAUCAGUAUGGCUGCAGUAUCCCAUCACAGGUCCCAGGCUGCUUGUAGAUCUUCAGUGGCAACUGUAAUUUCACAACAUUCAAUACAAGAACCUGUUGAGAACAAAAGUGAGCACUUUGUUCACAGUGUUAAUGUGGGCAGUCAAAUACAUGUGCAGCAGCCCCCAGUCCAUGGACUUCCACAUCCCUGGCAAAACAUUUACAGUGGUCAUGUUACUCUAUGGUCACAGAAUUCAUCAGUCCCACAAACUGCAGGCAGGCGAGAAAUACAGAAGCCUUGUGUCCAAACUUCUGAUUCACAGCAAAAUAAAACCUAUAUUCCUAAGUAUCAGUUACAUGUAGCUCCUCUAAAAACUGAUAAAAUGUACAUGCUACCAACUACACAAGUUUCAUGCAGUACCUUGCCUGUAAUACAUAUUGAAGUUUCAAAUGAAGUAAACAUUAAGUCUAGACCACCAGAAGCAAUAUCAGAUUUAUGUUUGAUGCCACAGAUUCACCAAAUUGCCAGUUCAAAACCAAAUGAUCAGGUCAACCAAUCUCCUGGAACUUCCCCUGUACAUAACACUGUUACUGAAAUAAGUAAAAUGUCACAAGUUCACCUAGACAAACCACAUACUUUAAUUAAUUCUCAAGAAAAAUGUCUCUCUGUUCCAGGGAUUCAAAAAAACACCAAUGACACUAUAAACUCUUCUGCAUUAGGUUCCUUGCAGUGUGCUCAGACAAUGUCAUAUGCGAGUCUUUUGCCACUACAGGAACCUACUGCUUCAAGUAAACGGAUGCUUUCCCCUGCCAAUAGUUUAGAUAUUGCUAUGGAAAAGCACCAGAAACGAGUUAAGGAUGAACAUGGAGCAGCCUGUACCACUGAAGGUAGAUCUUUGAAUUUCUUAAACACAAGAGCUGCAGAGGUAACCAGACAAAGGAAACUUAUGCUGGUUAGACAAGUGUGCACAACAGAACCAAUGGGAAGCCUAUUAUCAGACCUGGAACUUGUCCCACAGCAUCAAGGGAAACCUCAUCAAGACAAAAUGCCUUCCGAAACAUCAGAGAAUGAAACUGUUUCUCCUUUAUCGAACUCUCUUACAAGGAUUUCACCUGGGACAUCUGUUUCUCCACAACCAGUGAAUUCAGAUUUGAAAACUUUAGGCAAAGGUCAAGAGAGAAGGUCUCCUGUGAGUAAUCAGUUCAAACCAGAUGUCUUUCAGGGCCAAGUAAAACUAGCCUCAUCUGUUUCAGUGGUGAAUACAAGAGAUAGCCAUCGUUUGUCAUUUCCAAGCCUGAAGACUGCAACAAGUUUCACUUGGUGUUUUCUGAUGAAAAGAAAGCCUCUGCAUGUGCUGCAAGCUGACCAAAGGGUUUCUGCUUAUUCCACAUGGGCAAUUAGUGCAAACAAUCCAAAUCCUCUUGGACUGCCAACAAAGGUUGCUCUCUCUCUUUUUGAUUCCAAACAGAAGGCAAAGAAGAUACACUACACUCAAGCAAUAACUACAACGUCUAAAUUUGACAUCUUGACUUACUCCAGCAAGUUGAAAAAUAGCUUGCCCAAGGUCUUGAGCCCUCAAAAAUCCUUUACAAAGGAAAACAGCAACAAGGACAAGGUUGAUAAUCAGCAAACAAAAGAACCAGACCAGGAACAGUCAUCAACAAAAAGUGAACCAGCGCGGGUCAGAAUCUUUGAUGGAGGAACUGGGGUCAGAGUGAUCUGUCACGCCAAGGAGCUGCCGCACUACUGCCAGCACUUCCACCUUAGACACCAUACGCCCCGCACUACUGAACUGGACACUCGGUAUAAGUCCAAUGAAGAGUAUGUGUAUGUUCGAGGCAGAGGAAGGGGAAAGUACAUUUGUGAAGAGUGUGGGAUACGGUGUAAGAAACCCAGUAUGCUGAGGAAGCACAUUCGAACUCACACUGAUGUUCGACCGUAUCACUGCAACUAUUGUAACUUUUCCUUCAAAACUAAAGGUAACUUGACGAAGCAUAUGAAAUCCAAGGCACAUAGCAAGAAGUGUGUGGAUAUGGGUGUCUCCGUGGGCCUGACAGAAGAUCAAGACACAGAGGAAUCAGGAGGUAGAGGGAGGUAUGGAUAUGAGAGACAAGGCUCGGACACAGUAGACUCGGAAGGUCCAGAUGACGAUGACAAUGACAAUGAAGAGGAGGAUGAAGAAGACAGCCAGGCAGAAUCUGUACUGUCUGCCAACCCAUCCGUCACAGCAAGCCCACAGCACAACCCCACAGGGAGCACCUACAAUGAAUCCCUGAGCUGCACCAGUGCUGAGGAGGAGUUCAGGAUUACAAGGGAUUCUGCAAGGCUGGAGACGGCUCUACUAGAAACUCUGCCCAAAUCACUGCUGACCCAAAUGAGAGUGUCAAGUGCUACGUCAAAUAAUCCAGCAGAUAGUUUGUUAUCCAAGAUCCAGAAGGAAACCAGUACUUGUGGCACAGCUGGAACAGAAACAGAAGGGCUGUUGGCAACGAGUCCCAAGUCUCCCUGCUGUCAGAUGUCAGUAGAUUACCCUGAGCCUGAUGAAAUCCUGAUGCCUUCUGGAUUAAAUAAAGUUAAAGAACAGCCACAGGUGCCCUUGCCUGUUAGCCAGUCUUUUCUGUCAAGCGAAGUUGGUUUGCCUGUUGAUCGCAGCACCCAGACAACAUUGGUGCCUGCCUCGGUCUACACAAAUUCACGUUUGUCAGAGUACCAGCCACAGCUGCAGCAGCAGUUCCUCCCCCAGACUCAAAUUCAAUCUGCAUCCCAUCAGACGCACUUGUUUAGCCACCUUCCCAUGCACUCCCAGCAGCCAGCCAGAAUACCCUACAGCAUGAUUCCAGUUGGGGGAAUCCAAUUGGUGCCUGCAGGCUUGGCAGCCUACUCCACUUUUGUACCUAUCCAGGCAGGGCCAGUACAGCUCACCAUUCCUGCUGUGAGUGUCAUUCACCGAACAGCAAGCCCACAUGAUGAGAAGACCCCAGAAGGAGGACCCGGUACUUCAAACCCAAUAGGUGUGGCAGAACAUGUGAAUAGUGUUCUGCCUUGUAUACCUAUUGGCCAGGUCAAUGUCUCUAGCUUACAAACACUCAGUACGCAAAGCCUGCAGCCUCUUCCAGCACUGGGCCUGGAGUCAGUCAACAUUUUGGGCCUUACAAACUCAAACAUUGCCCCCCAAAUGCACUCUCAAGGCCUCACCUUAAAUGCUUUAGGACUGCAGAUGCUGGCUGCAAACCCAUUAACUCAAAGCAGCCCCAGUCCACAGGCACACAUACCUGGAUUGAAGAUACUGAACAUAGCAUUACCCACUCUGAUUCCGUCAGUUCGCCCAAUAAAUGCAGAAGGCCAAGGAUGGCCAGAAAAUCCAUCAACACAGCUUGGUGAAGGAAAGUCUGAGCAGACACCUGUCCAUCUUCCAGUAUCUGUUAACAUCAGUCCUGUAGGCUGUACAAUAACCCCACAAUUAUCACCCAGUAUGCAGCUGAAGGCUUCGGAUCAUGUCUUUUCUGGUAGACUGAAGUGGCAGACAGAUUGCAGAAACCAAGCAGAUAGUGUUCCACGGAUUGAAGUCGCAUCGCAACCUAAGGCUGGUCAAGGGCAUAUUAGUACCAAAAACUCUCCAAAUGAGCACUUUGUAAAGGGGAAAGAGGAAGACGCAUCAAAGCAGCAGGCUUCAACGUCAUGCUCAUCUGACCCACCUCAGAAGCACUUAGGAGCAUCGCGACAUCGGAACACGGUUCAGUACAGUGAUGUGUCCAGUGAUGAUGAGGACAGACUUAUAAUAGAGACCUGAUCGCUUGACUAAAAAUUCGUGUUUGUUUUUUUUUUGUUUGUUUGUUUUUUAAAUUCCUGUAAAUUUGAGAAAUUGAAAACACUUAAGAGUUUUGUAUCUGUGCAAACCAUCCUUUCCUUUAAGCACAUUUACUGAAAUUUAAUAUUGUAUGUGCAAUCAUAAGAUGACCAGUCUUUACUGUCUUUAUUUUUCUUGUCAGCCCCAGAAUUCUUUUUUUUUUUUUUUUUUUUUUUUUGUACAUGUUGUAUAGACAAUUGUGCCUUUUUGGAGUUUCUUGUUUAGGAACCUGUAAAUAAUAUAGAAUGUAAAUCAAGUCGUUUCUUGUGUUAAAAAAACAAACAUAGAUUUAUUUUAAAAAGUGUUAUGUCAAACAUAAAUUUAUCAGAACAGAGUUUAUAUGUUGCACUGAAAAUGUACAUUUCGAUUACUUUAGGGGCAAUGUUUCUAUGUACAGAUGUAGUAUGUAAAACUAUUUAUUGUAUUCAUCUUUUGGCCAUGAAACAUGGGUCUGUUUUUUCCUUGUGUAAGAGAGUAGCCUAACAUUUCAGUAUCUCUGAUAAACUGUAUCAGUAAAACUUUGUUUACAGACA